Monoraphidium neglectum is the source of this 1431-nucleotide messenger RNA. RefSeq names its product Nef-associated protein 1. The transcript has 7 exons. NCBI's taxonomy places the organism in Eukaryota, Viridiplantae, Chlorophyta, Chlorophyceae, Sphaeropleales, Selenastraceae. The record is from RefSeq and is a predicted model, not a curated record. Bases 1 to 1431 code for a protein of 476 amino acids.
AUGCUCGCAGCAUGGUGGGUGCAGCAGCUGCUCCGCCGAGCCGCCGACGCAGAGGCGGCACUGGAGUCGCUCCAGGCCGCGCUGCAGCAUGAGAAGGAGAACCGGGCGAUGGAGCGCAAGGGCCGCACCAAUGCUGAGAAGCAGCUGCGGUACGUCAGGAUGCAGCUCGCCGCCGCGCAGGCCAACGCUGCUGAACCUGAGAGCACGGCCGGCGGCGCGCCGGAUGGGGCGUCCUUGCCGGACGUGGCGGCAGCAGCUGGAGACGACCCCGGUGACGGCAAUGACGGCGGCGAGGACGAAGGCGGCGGCCCCAUGGUGUUGGAGAAGCUCGGGGCGGCGGCGAGCAGCGUGGCGGGCGUGAGGGGGCAGCACGCGCCCAUCACCAUGUUCCCGAUGCGCCCGAUCGGCGUCCUGCAGACCUGCUUCUCUACCAGGAACGGCACGCCGCGGCAGCCGCUGCUGGUGCCCGCGGCGCGCGGCGUGCUGCGGCUGGCGCCCUACGUCUCGCCCGACUGCCUGGAGGGGCUGACUCAGUACAGCCACUGCUGGGUGCUGUACCUCUUCCACGCCAACACGAACAUGCCCAGGGUCAUAGCCAGCACCACCUCCGGCAAGGGCCUCGCCGGCCCGGCCCCCACGGCCUUCAAGGCCAAGAUCCGCGUGCCGCGCCUGGACGGCGCGAAGAUGGGCGUCCUCGCGACACGCACCCCCCACAGGCCGGCGCCCAUAGGCCUCAGCGUUGCCAAGAUCCUGGGGGUGGAGGGCGGCACCCUCAUCCUGGGGGGUGCGGACAUCGUGGACGGCUCCCCAGUGCUGGACAUUAAGCCCUACGUGCCCUUCUGCGACUCGGUGCCGGGCGCGUCUGCGCCGCCGUGGGUGAAGGCUGAAGCGGACGACGAGACGCUGCGGCUCAGCUCUGUGGUGGUGCCGCCAGGGGUGGAGACCAUGGUGGGGCGCGUGUGGCGGGCGCAGCGGGGUGGCUCCGUCUACAAGAGCGCGGCUGAGGUGGUGGAGUUGAUAAAGCAGGUGCUCAGCAGAGACAUCCGGUCCUUGAAUCAGCGGCUCAACAUACACCCAGUGGGCAGCAAAGCCGGCCAGCAGCAGCAGCAGCAGCAGCAGGCGGCGGGGACGCCUGCGUUGGCGGCUGCCAGCAGCAGCAGCAGCAACCACCUAGGCAGCGACGCGGGGGCAAUCAGCAGCAGGGCUGCCGGCGAUGGCGACGGCAACGGCGACGGCGAGGCCGCACGUGGCAGGUACAUUGUCGUGUUGGAUGGGAUGGACGUGACAUACGACCUGGAAGCCGACGGGACGGUGGUGCUGCGCGGCGUGUUCCCGCUGGGCGGCGGCGUCGACGGCGGGGAAGAGCUGGCCGCUGCGGCAGGGGCAGAGGCGGAGGAGCGCGCACGGCGGCUCGCGGGCGCCGCGGUGUAA